Paraglomus occultum is the source of this 912-nucleotide messenger RNA. The record is from the annotation of a GenBank genome assembly. NCBI's taxonomy places the organism in Eukaryota, Fungi, Glomeromycota, Glomeromycetes, Paraglomerales, Paraglomeraceae.
AUGACACGCAGAUUGAUUCUCGAAGAGAUAAUAAAUAAUAUACGGGAACAACCGGAAACAACACCCAUACUUGCGCUUACAAAGACGUACGGUAAAUUAUGGCCGCAUUGUGAAGACGCAAGGAUCGAAGAAAGGAAGAAUGAAGUGUUCCAACACAUUGCUCAAUCAUCUUAUAUUCCCUUACAAACAAAUCCACAGCAAGCCCCGCCGCCAUUCAAAAUAGCAAUUCUCGACUCUUCCUUCAAUCCCCCAACGAAGGCUCACGUACAACUCCUCCUUAACUCGCUUACCACAUCUCUUUAUGCACCAUUCACCAAUGAACCAGUAAAAGUAGAGUUUGAUGCGUGCCUAUUAUUAUAUUCUACCAAGAAUGCGGAUAAAGUCCUAAAGGAGCAUGAUGCUGGUCCUGUUGAUAGAGUAUUGAUGAUGGAGAAUGUGGCCGAGUAUUUAAAUGAGAUAGCUAAAGGAAGGGUAACAAAAGAAAAGGCGUCUGCUGAUGAAUCGAACAGUUCAGUAGAUUACAAAUUAGCAGAGAGUCGUGAUGACAUCAGCAACAACGAAAUGUCUUCAACCGCCAAUGAUGCAAAAUUUCAUUCAAUCCAGAACAUUGCGGUAGGAAUAACCAAUUCAUCCCGAUUUACGGACAAAUCACGCGCUCUCUUAUCUUAUUGUUAUCCAGCGUUUUCGCCUUGCCUAUAUUUUAUAUUGGGCUUCGAUACACUCAUUCGUCUGUUUUCUCCCCGUUAUUACACUGACAUCUCCUCGUCGCUUUCCUUUUUGUUCUCUAAUUCCUACACAAUUUACGCCGAGCGCGAUAUUAAUGAUAAAACAGUUGAGAAUGAGUUUUGGCGCGGAAAUAAAUGGGCUAAAGAAUAUGCGGACAAAAUAUAUAGGGUAGAAAUUGACGAUGAC